This is a messenger RNA of Cladocopium goreaui, 5946 nucleotides long. NCBI's taxonomy places the organism in Eukaryota, Dinophyceae, Suessiales, Symbiodiniaceae. The record is from the annotation of a GenBank genome assembly.
AUGCAAUGUCAGAGGCGAGGACGUGAGACAGCAGUCGAAGGUGCUUUCUUAGCCACAAGUUUGUUGUGUGAUGCGGCUUGGGAGGCAACAGAGCAGUUAGAUCUGAAAGAGAUCGAGGGUGCUGCGCAGCCUUUUGAGCCGCUAUUCAAGCUGUUGGAUGGAUUGUAUCAGUAUGAGGACAUGGUAGAGGUGCCCAACAGAUGUGAGGAAUUUUUCCAGGAGUUUUCACGCAGCAAAGGCGAAGAGAUGCAAGGCUAUUUGAUCAGGCAUGCCACCAUGAUGAAGAAGAUGAAAGAGGUGAAGGUGGAGAUACCACCUUUGUUGGCAGGCUGGCACUUGAUGACAAGGGCUGGCAUUCCGAAAUGGACACAUGUCCAGAUCAAAGCACUUUGCUCAGGAGAUCUGGCGUAUGACAAGGUGUCGAACGCGCUCAUGAAGAUGUUCGGCGCUGAUCACAAGCCGAAUCCGAAAGACUUGGUCAGGUCAGGCAAGGAGGAGAACUUCUAUGCCGAGUUUGAUGAUGAGGGUGCGUACGAUCAUGAGGAUGAGUAUGCAGCCGAAUGGGACGAUGCGUUCUAUGAAGAGGAAGAUGCAUAUUAUGAAGAGGACGAAGAUGAUGUCGUCCCAUCAGACUUGGAGCUGGCGGCUGACCAGACGGAGGAGGCUUACAUCAGCUACGUGGAGUCCAGGCGAAGGAUGAAAGAGCUGGCACUGAACAGGGGCUUCUAUCCCAUCGUAGCUCUUGGUCCAGAUGUGAUUGGUGGACGUGGAAAAGGAGAUGGAAGAAGUUCAAAAGGAAAAGGCAAAGGGAAAGGAUUCAAAGGCAAAGGAAAGAGCAAGGGUCCACCUAUGAGAAGAACGCCCAUGAACAGGAGACCUAUGUCGGGAUUGCGGCGUCCAACGAGUGCAGCGCCCAGCAGUUCAGGUGCAAGUGCUCCUGACAUCAAGUCAACGUUGAGCGGAUCCACAGCAAGUCAUGGACCAAGGUUCAAGAGGUACCGCAUGGCGAGCAAUGGAGUCAAGGAGGUGCCCGAAGAGAGCAUUUCGAUGGUCGAGGAAGAGCUCAAGGUGGAAGAAUGCUUGUACUCAGACAGUGGUGCAGGCAUGGCGAUCAUCGAUUCAGGCGCAACUCGAACCAUUGCAGGUGAAGAAGUUUGGAAAGGAUGGAUUGAAGAAGCAAGCCGACGAGAGUUGGGGCUGAAUGUCAGCACACAUCAAGUCAUUCGUGACUUCAAGUUUGGCGAUGGUGGUGUAGCACGAUCGCACUAUGAGGUGGAAUUUGACGCGGGCAUCCGCGGACAAGUCAAGAGGAUCAGAGCUUCGAUCAUUGCAGGUCGAACACCCUUUUUGUUGGCGAGACCGACCUUGGAAGAGCUGGGCAUGAAGCAGGACUUUGGCACAGGAGAAGUGAGUGUGGCAGGGUCAAAAUGGUUCCAGCCAGAACGAGGUCACAAAGGUCACUACAUGCUGAACUUGUUCGACUACAAGGAGGAAGAUGACGAGAAUUGGGUGCAUUGCGUCUCUGAGGAAGGCACAAAGUUUUGGGAUGAUGAGCGAAACCCCGCAUGGAUGAUCGAGCCAGUCAUGGAGAAAGAAGUGGGGCUGGUGGAUGAAGAGGAUCAUCCAGGCGAACUUGAGAUUGUCGAUGCAGAGGUCAUGAACAUCAUCGACAAGACUGUCAAUGCAGCGUUGAAAGGCCGUGAGCUGAAAUUUUGGGAAGUUUAUGUGGAUCAGGGAAGCCUGGCAUCACAUAUCGCCAGAAAAUACCCUGAUGUGACAGUCUCCACUUUCAGUUUGCCAGAGUGGGACUUCAGCCGUGAGGAUGUACGGUUGAGGUUCAAUCAGCUCAUCAUUGAAGAGAAGCCACACUUCAUAUGGUACGCUCCACCUUGCACAAAAUGGAGCCCAAUGCAGAGAAUUAACGUGAAGUGCGAGGAGGAUGCAGAGAAGUUGGAGGCACAGCGACAUGCAGAAGAGAAGAGUCAUUUGGAGAUGGUUUCAAAUGGUUUUGAGGAAUGCAAGGCAAUCGAUGCCGCAGCAGCGAUGGAGCAUCCAGACCCUGCGGAAUCUUGGAAGACGCAGACCAUGGAAGCCAUGAAGGGAUACUAUGAAGCAGUAGUCCAUAGGUGCCAGACUGGUUUGGUCUACGUUCACAACGGAAGAGUUGUGGGCAAAGUCAGAAAGAGAACCAGAAUCAGAACCAAUUCGCUGAGGCUUGCAGAGGCAAUGUGCAUCGAGUGCCGGUGCAUAGAGCCACAUGUCCAAAUGAUUGGGAAGUCAGCUGCCUUGAAACAGAUGCAGAACUACGAGGCUGGUUUUGUCGCUGUGGCAGCACCAGAGAUCUAUGCUGAGAUGGAGAACAUGUGGAGAAAGAGACAGAUUGUAGAAAUCAUGGUGGCUGAAGAGAUGGAUGUGGAAGCAGCAAUGCAAGAGAGCGAUGCAGUGAAGGAGGAGGACUGGAAGAAUGCCAAGGCGGUUGUGCAACAGGCCAAGGCAUACAAGUGUGACAUUUGCGAGUCACACAAGACAAAGCCGUUGGAGAAACCAGCAGCUUUGAAGCAGUCGUCCUACUUCAAUGAGGUUAUUGAGAUGGACACCUUCCACAUCAGGUGGGGUGAUGUCAAACACAAAGUUUUGGCCAUCAUUGACACUUACUCUCACUUUGAGACCAAUGCCAUCAUCCAAAGCGAGUCCAUGGAGGAAGAGAUUGACAUUUUGAAGAAGCAGUGGAUUGCUUGGGCUGGCAGACCAAAGGUCAUCAAGGCAGAUUCCUCAGGCGCUCACAUGUCCGAGUUCUUUCAAAGUUGGUGUGAUGAGCGGGGCAUCCGUUUGAUGCUCAUUCCAAAGGAGGCUCACCAUCAGCUAGGCCUCGUUGAGCGACUGCAUGCCGUCCGACGACAGCAGUUGAUAAAAAUGAAAGAUGAAAAGACGGACCUCACCAUUGAGGAUGCAGUCCUUCAUGCAUGCGAGCAAAGGAAUCGCUUGAGAACAGUCCAUGGUGCUUCCCCUUCAGCUUUGGUGUUUGGGCACACGCCCAAUCAGUCCGGCAUCUCAGAUGAGCCGCAUGGUGUUCGUCCAGACGGACCUCCGCGUCAGAUGGAGGACAACGAAGUCAGAAUCCUGGCUGCCAAGGCCUUCUAUGCAGCCAACAAUAGCACAAAAGUGCGACGCGCCCUUCUGGCGCGUAGUCGUGCCGAGCACGAAGUCCUGGAAGUUGGGGACUAUGCCUAUUACUGGCGCACUGGCAAUGACAAGUUGGAGCACUCCCGAUGGCGUGGACCUGCACUCAUUUGCGCCAUUGAAAGUCGUGAGACAGCUGAAGGGUCACGUCGACCCACUGUCUAUUGGCUUGCCCAUGGCGCUUCUUUGGUGCGGUCUGCCCCAGAACAUGUCAGAUUGGAGGUGAGCAGUGAGCGCGCUGCCCGUUUGGAAACUAUGCCACAAACAGCCACCAGAUUGCCCUUACAUCAGCAACUCACUCAGGCUCUUCAACCAGUCCGAGGUCCCAUUCGAUUUUUAGACUUGGGGCCCGGCCCACUCAAUUCUAACGCAAGAGGUGUGGGAUCUGCUGGCGUCUCGGGUCUGGAGGAGAGACCUGAUGAGGACACUGCCCAUCUCCGUGGCGUGGACGUGGUCCCCACGGGGGCGGGAUCUGUGGCCUCCCCGGAGAGGCCGGGUGAUCAAGCUGCCCAACCCUCAAAGCGUAAGAAGAAAGAAUCACUCAUGCAGAAACAACAGCAAAAGAGUGAGGAGCGACAAGAGCAGAAUGAAGUGAAGAAGUCGGCGCUGAAAGCAGAGACAGAGACACAGUUGCAAGAGGCACAACAAGAGGAUGUGAAAGCGGCUGAGCGAGAUCAAGCCGCCAAUGAGGAAGGGCUGCCCCAGCAGGUGCAGUCGAAAGAAGAAACAAGUGAAAGACGUAGGGACAGAUCACGGAGCCCCGUGCCGAUCGACAUCAUCAGAAGGUCGCAUGAGGCCGCCAGAGUCUUGGAUGGUUUGCCGAGAAAGUCAAAGGCGACAGAGGAGCAACUCAGAAAAGGGAACCAGUGGACAGAGGGCCUUGAAGAUGAGGAGAUGUUGGCUGAGGAGUUUGAUGAGAAGAGGUUGACGGAGGAGCAGAGAAGGAUGUUUGAUGAAGCAAAGGACAAGGCAUUGAUGGUUUGGAUUGAGAACUCAGCUUGGAAGGCAGUUCAAGAGAGCGAGGCCAGAGAAGGUGAAGUUGUUCCAGCCAGGUUUUUGCAAAGAUGGAAGAAGACUGAGGCAUCUGUGGCAAACCCCACAGUGUCGGACUUGAGUGAAGCAAACAAAGGCUUGAGAUUCAUGAAAGAUGUGGGGAAGGACUACAAGCUCCAAAUCCACAACCAUGGAAGCCUGGAGUCACUUCGCUUUGGUGUCUAUGCGGACGCAGCGUGGGCCGUCCGCCCUGAUGACACGAGCCAAGGAGGAUACAUCAUUUUCAUUGCGUCCAAGGAGGAGAUCAACGAAGGCCGAGCCAUGAAGCUCUCAGUUUUGGAUUGGGCGUCUCGGAAGCUUGCACGCGUCUGUCGGUCGUCAUUGGCCGCGGAAGCACAGUCAGCAUCCGUGGCAGUUGAUGCCUUGGAGUGGUUGAGAAUUUGUUGGUCAUUGAUGCUUUGGCCGACCAUCUCCUAUGAAGAUGAUUCGGUGUUGCAAAGCACAGGUGAAUCACCGGUGUUGACUGACGCAAAGGCCUUGUUUGACUCGGUGAACAGCCUCACUCAGAACAAGGCGAGCGAUCUACGCACAUCGAUCGAAAUCAGCAUCAUCAGAGAUCGUCUGCAAGCCAUGAUGUCCAAGAUGAAAUGGGUGAACAGUGGACAGCAAUUAGCUGAUGGAUUGACCAAGAGGCAGGCGAGAGAGCAGUUUGCCUAUCUUCUGCAGCGCGGGGUGCACCGCUUGGUGUACGAUGAAAGUUUCGUUGCAGACAAGAAGGUUGGAAAAGAUGUGAAAGAAAGACAGCAUGCAGAGAUGGAAAAGUUAGCAAAAGAAAUGUUUGAGGGCCAUGUUUUUGCGGUUGAGGAUGAGAAAAGCGAGCGUGGAAAGUGUGCUUUGAAGGGAUGCGAAAAGAAAAUUGAUUUGACAGAAGGAAAGAACCAGUUUUGCAGCAGGAGACAUUAUUAUUUGAAUUUGCACAGAAAACAAAGCUGUGGUGACCCAUGGAAAAAGGCAGCAAUGCAUGCAGUUGCGAUCAUCGCAGCAGAGUCAGUGACUAGCGCUGAGGCAGCAAUCACAGAGAAAGAGGAUGAGCAGUUUUGGACAUUCACCAUGACGUUUGCUGUGAUCAUCAUUUUUGCGUUUAUUGGUGCUUUUGGGGUCAUCAUCAAGAUUAAGGGUGUUCUUGUGUAUUUCAGUGCAGUCUUGUCAAAGUUCUUUGCAUUUUCACGGAAUGACAUCGCUUUUCAGAAUGAGCCAACUCUUGUGAAUGAUCAGGUUUUUGAAGAGAUCUACGCAUCACGAAGCCAUGGCGCGGCGGUGCGUGUGCGCGAUGCUGGAACUGGAUCGGCAGAGGCUGAGCCCAUGCGUUGCGACGCGAGCGUAGGCAGCAGCGACACUGACCAUUCACCCAAGUCAGUGCAGGCAACUGAUGGUCCAGAUGCAAUUCAGUGCAAGCACUUGCGCGUCAACUGGCAAGGGACGAAUGGAGUGCAGUGGAAAUGGACAUGCUUGGAUUGUUUGGCAUUCCAAGUUGUGAAGAAAGGAGAAGGAGUGAGCAAGCCAGUGCCAGCUGUCUCAGGUGUGAAAGCGCCAAUGCGAGAUGAGUGGAAGAAGCGAAUGGAGAGAAUGUUUGAUGAGGGCAUGAUCGUAGACAAAAUCAUUCAGACACCAUUGACGUUUGACCGUCAGGGACACAGACCUGGAUGGAUGUAUGUGAGAGAGGGGGUGCACGGUGCGUUCAAACAUUUGAGCGCUUUUCAGGAUCGAGUGUGA